This is a messenger RNA of Rotaria socialis, 831 nucleotides long. The record is from the annotation of a GenBank genome assembly. Lineage: Eukaryota; Metazoa; Rotifera; Eurotatoria; Philodinida; Philodinidae.
AUGAUAUUAUUCAUGAUUUUACAAUGUAAUCGUGGAUCUUCUCCAGCAUGUUUAGAUUGGAGUGAAAUUUGUAAUGGACAGAUUGAUUGUGCCGAUAGGGAAAUUGAUGAAGAACAUUGUUGGCAACUUGAGCUAAAUGAAUGCAAAGAUGAUGAAUAUCGAUGUACCAAUGGACAAUCUAUAUCGCGAUCGUUUGUUCGAGAUUAUACUAGAACUUCGGAUUGUAUUGAUGGCUCGGAUGAAGUUCGAAUAAAUUCAGAACAACAAAACAAAUUUAAGACACUUAGUCCAUCGUUUGAAGUCGACGACAGGACAUGUAGCUUUUCAUUUUUAACGAGCUCUUGUGUAGGAACACGCAACGAUCUCUUAUUAGAAGCAAUGUAUUCGGUAAAAGACAGUUCAAUAUCUGAGCAAUGUUGGUUUGCUUUUAGAUGUGUCAUCAGGGGACUUAUGGACACCAUGCAUGAUUGUCCACAGAGAGAUGACGAAAAUAUGACAUUCAUCAAUACUGCUGCUUUAAUAAAACAAUUAAAAAUUCAUUUCAAAUGUGAAUUAAGUAACAAGUACGUUCGCCAAUCAUCAGUAGUUGAUCGUAAAUGCCAUUGUGAAGUUCAUCCUUUUAAAUGGUGUGAAGACGAAUCUCUAGAUAUAACCUAUACUAGAAAAAAUAUUUCAUUUCAAACUAUUUGUGAUGAAUUUACUGAAUUGUUUCCAGUCAUGAUAGAAGAACGAAAUGAAACUGAAUGUGAGCUAUGGUCAUGCAAUAAUAUUUACACUCGUUGCGAUGGUUUAUGGAACUUUCCCACAGGUGAAGAUGAAGCCAAAUGGUAA